This is a messenger RNA of Pogona vitticeps (central bearded dragon), 1830 nucleotides long. RefSeq names its product N-alpha-acetyltransferase 50, NatE catalytic subunit (gene NAA50). NCBI's taxonomy places the organism in Eukaryota, Metazoa, Chordata, Lepidosauria, Squamata, Agamidae. Gene Ontology annotation, biological process: mitotic sister chromatid cohesion. The record is from RefSeq and is a predicted model, not a curated record. Gene Ontology annotation, molecular function: acyltransferase activity, transferring groups other than amino-acyl groups. Gene Ontology annotation, cellular component: NatA complex.
UCGCGCGCGAGGUGAAAGGUCGAACUCGGCGAAGGGGUGGGGCUGCUGUGCGGAGAUUCGCGCAGUCGGUCGGAGCGGCCUGAGGCCCAUGUGGAGCGACGGCCGUCGGAGCCUCCGCGGGUGCUGCUGAAGCGAGGUCUCGGGGCCCUUGACAGCUAUGAAGGGUAGCCGGAUCGAACUGGGUGAUGUGACGCCGCACAACAUUAAACAGCUGAAGCGGUUAAACCAAGUCAUCUUUCCUGUCAGCUACAAUGACAAGUUCUACAAGGAUGUGUUAGAAGUUGGAGAGCUUGCCAAACUGGCCUAUUUCAAUGAUAUUGCAGUGGGUGCAGUGUGCUGUAGAGUAGAUCAUUCUCAGAAUCAGAAAAGACUGUACAUCAUGACGCUUGGAUGUCUGGCCCCUUACCGAAGGUUGGGAAUAGGAACUAAAAUGUUGAAUCACGUGUUAAACAUCUGUGAAAAAGAUGGCACCUUUGACAAUAUCUAUCUUCAUGUCCAGAUUAGCAAUGAAUCAGCAAUCGACUUCUACAGAAAGUUUGGAUUUGAGAUAAUUGAGACAAAGAAGAACUACUACAAGAGGAUAGAGCCAGCAGAUGCUCAUGUGCUGCAGAAAAACCUCAGAGUCCCUUGUCUUGGCCAGAACACAGACGUGCAAAAGUCCGACAACUGAACAAAACCCAAUGAACGCUUUAUUGCACUUUCUUGUCACCAAAUAAGGAAAGAGAGGCCUGGCGGUUUUUUUCUCCAUUCUCCUAAAAUGUGUUGUAUCCUCUCCAACAAAUUGAAUAGCUUCCCAAGGAUUGUCAAAUUGUGUGUUUUGCAUUUUAUAGCUCUACUUUGCAUUCUUGGGGAUGGAAAUAGUAAACAGUUCUAGCUUGGAGGUCCUUCAGCUGACUCUUUAAAGGUUAGCUUUUUUCAGCAUGUGUGAUCCUCCUGCAUUUCCAUUGAAGGGCAACGUUCAAGCAAUACUUUGCAUUCAGGCUCCUAGUAUCAUACAUUUUUGUGUGUGGUUUAUUUUUUUUUUUAAUUUGGAGGUUAUUGAUUUCUUUUUCUGAAUUUCAUUAAACAGCUUUUUGCCUUGUUUACCUUUUGAACAUAUACAUACAUCAGUCAGGUAACUGGCUCACAGCUUCUGAAUGAGUUUCUCCAUUAUGUUUUGAGACAGAAUGGCUGACAGGUUUCAUCUUUUUUGAAGUGUCAGCUUUGUCAGUUUUGUGGCCAGUAGACUUAUAAGGCCCUUGACUGCUGUAACGGAGGAUUCAGAGUAUCAUCUUCCACCCAUUCAUUAUAGGUUUUGCACCAGCAAUAGAACACUCCUCUUGGUUGUGGCAACAGUGGAGGAAUCAGUCAUUUAAAGAAGAUCAGUUUGUCAUUAAAAGCAGGGAAGAGGAAGGAAGCUUUACCUUGGAAAUGAUGCUGCUGAUUUGGACUGUGUUUGCUUGCUGGCAUUAUUUUCUCCCUAAGAUAAAAGAUGGUUGAAACAUUUUUUCUCUGAAGACUUGGCACUCAUCCUAAAAGGAGAAGUGCCGUGGAACAGAAGAUGAAAAUGACUUCUUGGAGGAACAUUAUAAAGAUUCAGAAAGUAACUGGCUUUCUCCUAAUAUUGUAACGUUAGAACUGUAGCCUGCUUUACUGAGCUUUUCCUUUGUAUUUUGUUAUGCUCUUGUUUGCAAUUUCAUUUUGAGCUUCUAGCAUUCAGUACAUCUAUGCCAGCUAAACUUUACAAUUCUUCUUUUCAUCUAGGGAAAUGUACACUUGGGAGGUUGGGAGGAACACGCCCUAUCAUCUAAAACAAUAUUAAACUAUAUUUCUUCCCUGGUUUUGAACUUA